Messenger RNA from Ciona intestinalis (vase tunicate), 8803 nucleotides. NCBI's taxonomy places the organism in Eukaryota, Metazoa, Chordata, Ascidiacea, Phlebobranchia, Cionidae. The record is from RefSeq and is a predicted model, not a curated record.
AUAUUUGAUUAAGGGCCAUUUGAAUACUGUAUGUUGAUAGGCUUGUUUUCAAUUAUGUAGUAGUUUACAUUAAACAGAAGGAGCAUGUUAGAAGGUGAUUGUGAUUUGAAUGACGCUAUCGCCCACGCAUUGAAAACCCAACAACUUCCAGAGCGAGGGAAUCAUUCUCUUCCCUCUGAGGCACGUAGCCAACGAGAAAUUAGAGCAGGAGCAUACAUGGACAUGGACCCUUCCUUGCAUGGACCCGACCAUAAACCCCGCUCCAAUGCGAGCCCAAGUCGAUGGCGACACACAGAACUUCCCCCACACCCUAUUUACCCCAGCCGAGGAUCCCGACCUCACCCUUACAUCCCCCCACCUGCCCCGCGACACAGCGACGUUCGCAGAGUAUGUCAUGAGCCCCGACGACCCCCUCAAUCGAAUUUCGCUUUCCACCAUAGACAGGUGGAGACUUACCCCCAAAACGAAGCUUAUUUCCGACCCCCGUCACCCCCAUUUCCUCCAAACCCACCCCCACGUUACCCCAACCCCGUUUUAAAUCAUUUCGAGAAGCUUCACCCUGAUGAUUUGCGGCACCAAGCGGGGUAUAGGAACUACAGUAGACCUGAAAGCAGUCACCAUUACAGAGCAGCUUCUCCUACUCGUGUUUCUCCAAGAACCAGGUCUCCACCUGUAGAAGACUGGCAUAAGAGGGAGUAUUUGCCGACUCGUCGAAGAAGAAACAGUCGCAAACAAGCGAGAGUUCAUGUAGAGUACAAUGACAGUGAAUAUGAAUCAUUUGACAGACUACUAAAGCAGUAUAAAAGUUUACAGCGAGAUGUACUGCCAACUGUGGAAGACAUGGAAGCGAGCACAGAAAAACAGAAUAUUGCUCGUGCUAUUCGUAAUCGCAUUGUGGGCAUGCAGCCUGCUACUGAAAAUACUGCGAAACAAAGAGAUGAGGUGCAGAUUAAGUCCAACCAGGAUGAGACAGUUGAGAUUGAUGGAAAACAGAUCCCAAUUUCCGUCAUACAGAAUGCUUUGCGCUCCGCCUUUCAGCAAGCUUCACUUACUGCUCCCCCAGAAGAGUCAUCCUCAAAAGAUGAUGAGCAAGAGAAGAAAACAUCAGAAAACCUCCCAGAAGCAGUAGAAGAGAAUGAUCAAGCCAAGGAUUUAUCUGAUGCUGGAAAUUUGGAACAAAAUCCUCCAUCAGACAUUGAUAAUUGUCAAAAUGAUGAUAUUUUGAAAUCCUCUCUUCCGGAUGUUGCUCCUGUUCCAGAGGAUCCUUUCUUAAGGGAGUCACCAAUCUCUCCAAAAGCAGAAGAAGAGGAAAAAGAGGUUGGCUCUUCCGAAACCAAGCCUGAUGUAACACCUACUGUACCAGCUGCAGAACAGAAUAAUGUGCCAAUUUCGACUAAGCAAAAUGAACAAACGGAUGAAAAUGAAAAUCUUACUUCAGUUAGUGAAACCAAUUCCACUCCUGAUGUGAAAAACCUUGAAGAAGAUGCAAGUGAAGAUGUUUUGAUCAUUGACGAGGAUGACCAACCCCAACAAGAAGAGGAGGAAGAAACUGUUUCUAAUCCUGAAGCCAAUGAUGAAGAACAUCCGGACUCUGAGGAGGAUGAGGAGCUCCUCAAGCUUCGUUAUGUUGCUCUCACAUCCGCAUUUCAGAGAAAUGUAGUAGAUAUUGUGCAGAAUGUUACAGAUAAUAAAGAGAAUGGCAAAGCUGUGGAAAACCAGCCAAAAGGGGUGAAGGGAAAAAAGAAAAAGGCAAAACCAAAAGGGAAAAGAUCUGUGAAACUGCCCACUUUUGCUGCAAGAAAAUCGAAAUCUAGGUCCCAGUCAUUGGAAAGGAAUCAAGUUAAAGAUAAAACACCAUCUUACCCCAUAUUAAGGACAAUGCCUUCAAGUUCCAAGGACUUCCAUUUGCCAAAAAUAAAAGAACGCUCUCUAAGUCCUCUAAAGGACAUGAGAGAUCCAAAGGUUCUUACUUUGGGUGCUGAACUACAAAGAAGGAAGGCACAACAAAAGAAAGUAAUGCUUCAAACUAUCAGGAAAAUAAAUGAUAACAAAGCUGGGGGUAGAGAUAUAAUAAAAGUUGAUGAAAAACAACAGAAUGAAGAUAAAGAGAAAAUCCCGCAACCACAAACUGAAGAUAAUUUUGAGGUUGUAGAAAUGGACACGACAGAUGUUGAAAUAAGUGAAAUAAUAAUUCAUCCACAACAAGAGGUAGUUUCGGGACCUCAAACCCCCCAACCAUGCCCGCCAGGCACUGAGGCAGACUGCACCCCGUCCCAAGAGAGUAUUUGGGACUUAUUAGAGGAAAAUGUCAAAAACUCUCCCAUCAAAGCAUCCAAAACUCCCGAAAAAGCAACAACAGCAACCCCUAAAACUUCUGUCGUGCCUAGGUUGGAAAAUAUUGCGAAAAUCGACAUAAAUUUGCCAGUUUUACCGGAAAAUAAUGAAGAAUUUAGUCAUGCCUUUGAUUCUCCAAGACCUAUUGAUGAUAUGGCUAAUAAUUUAAUCAGUCAGUAUGUCCCUGUAGAAAUGCUCUCAAGAAAUGAGAGUCCAGCUCUUCUAGAAGAGGAUACACAUCUUCAAGAGAAUGACCCAGAGAUGUCAAAUGAAGAAACUCAUCCUAAUGGGGAAAAAUCUACGGAGCGCAGAAUAUCGAUGGAGGACCCAGAAGAUCUGAGGAACGCUCUUCUUCAAGAGAUCGCUGAAAAACGCUCAGCAGCCCUAAUGAGCCAAGCACCUACAGCACCUGUGAGCGACGACCCUUCAAAAUUCCGGGUAUUUCCCCUCAGCCCCACACCCUCGAUCCUCAUGGAGUCACCCCCGACCCCUAAAGUCACAAAACCAAACAUGAAACUAACCCCCGCUCAAAAACGAACUAGGAACAGAAAAAAAAGAAGAAGCCAAAAGAUGAAAAAAUCCCUCCUCCUUCCACAUAGAUCAAUCCUCCAUGCUCCGGAUGCGGGAAGAUCAUGUCAAGAGCCGCUGAUGCAGCAGAAGCAACUUUCUUCCACAAAAGCUCAACCUAUUGCAAUAAAUCCUGAAAAGAUAGAAGUUAUAACGUCAAACACCACUGUAACAGCCACCACUUCUGUCCCGGUUCAGUUUUUAAAUGAGAAACAUCUAAAAUUGGAGCUCAAAAAGCUCCCAGAUGUAAACACGCUUUCUCAAGCCAAGACAACGACCACCUGGGCCAAACAGCAAGCACAAAACUUCGAGUUAAAAACCCUAAUGACCCAGAUGUCAGAUCCAAUGAAAAAAAUCAACUGGAACCAGAAAAUCAAACCCAAACAAAAUUCAACACAAAAAAUUGUGGCGAAAAAAGUUAAAACAAGAGAAAAAUUGCCGACUACAAAAUACUCAACAAGGUAUCAAUUAUCGAAGAUCAAUCGUCCAUCUCCUCCUCCUGCAUCUUCCGUCUUCUCUGCACCCAGCUCCCUGGAUCCUAAACUGCAUCCUCGUCAUAAGCCUGUUGUCAUCAACAUCUGCUCUUCUUCUGAUGAGGAAGAGCUCCCAAAACUGAAAAAUCCACCACAAAGCCACCCUAGCUCGGUUGUGGGUUCUUUACGAUCAAAAGUCCCGAGUCAUCAGGGAAUGCCUCAGAAAACACGACUUGGCAAAAUUUCCCUAGUUAAGGAUUUGAAAUCAGAUUUGAAAACGCAAGAUGUUGAAAAAGGUUUGAAAACUGAUGCAGAUGUGGUAAUAAUUGAUAGUCAAACAGCAAAGGUUGAAAAUGAAAAGGCUUCUGAAGACAAGAAACUGGAAAAUGAAGAGAAGCCCAACUCAACCAAAGACUCUGAAUCAGUAGAGGUGAAACUGCAUCUUGUACGCGAGCUCGUUCAGCGCGACAAAGCUCAUGUAUCCAAACUAACUUGUCAGCAAAAGGAAAAACAAUCCAGAAUCUCUUUGUUAAAAAAUAGAUUCUCCACAUUAAAAGCUCAACUGGAGGAAUGUGAAAGAAAACUAAGCACGGAAAAAGUACUUUGCACAAAGCUGAAUGCACAGGUUGAUAAAGUGACAAACAAAAUGAACCAGAGGCUUAAAUUGGAAGCUAAGUUUGUGAAGCAGUUAGAAGAAAAGAAAAAGGCAUCUACACCUGUUGUGUUGGAGACAGAACAUGAAAUGGCAGUGGAAAGUGCUGGUAAUAGUGUUGUAUUGUGUAAUUCAACUGGUGCAGAGAAAAAUAAGCAAGAACCUGAUAAAAUAGAAACAGAACUUGUGGAAAAGUGUACAAAACCAGUAGAAAACUUGUUAAAACCAGUUAAAAACUCGUCAAAACCAGUUGAAAACCCGUCAAAACUGGUUCAAAACUCGUCAAAACCAGUUGGGUUGGAAAACGAAAACCAGUUUAAACAAAUCAGAACCAGAUCUGGACAGGGCUGUCAUAACAAUGCAAAACUUCCCAACAAAGAACAUUGCUUCAACACCCUAAACCAGUCCAAACCAGAUCAAACCAGUAUCAACAGCCAGCCAAGCCAAGCAACUGAUCCAACACAUAUGGGAGAUGACCAUGAGCCAUACAAUAAGGCUUAUUUUGAUAUCUCUAGAAUCCUAAAAGCUGCAAGGCAGCAAACAGACCAGUUGAAUGUUGGGUCCAGUACACAGACCAAUACAGUUACUGCUUCUACUAAGGAUGAAACUAAGCCCAUUUCUAGCAAAACCGAAUCUCAGGGGAAACCAGAAAAUACAACUUCAAAGUCUAAAAAGGUGCAACUUAUGCAAGAAAAGGCAAAACUUUUGCAGAAAGCACGGGAGCUAAAAGUACAGCAUGAAAAAGUGAAGUUGAAACACACGAAACAGAAGCUGCGUCUUAUAAAGCAAAAGCAGAGCAAGUCUAAUAACAAAGCUUUAGCACGCGCAAGUUCCCCUGCCAUGACAAAAGCAAACUCUAUUUCACCUCAAAAACCCACAAGCCCAUAUACAGAAGCCAAUGUUAUAAUUGAACUGCCAAACCAUAGCAAAGUUUCCACUGUGAAAGCUAUAUCCGCCCAAAUGACAUUAACUGACACAAAAAGCAACCUCGCACAAGCUGUUGCAAUAGAAAACUUAAAGGAACCAAUAAAACGGAAAAUUACAGAAGUAUACACUGAAAAAAUGGAUGUUACUCUAACCCAAAGUGAAGUUGAACUGAAAGACAAAAUAAGUCCACCAGUUACCCCAACACUAAAGAAAGCAAGGUCUGGUCGGAAAGAUUCCACUUCAAGUCUAAUAGGUAUAGAAGGGGAAACUAGAAGCAUUAAAAUGCCAAAACUGGAUUCAUCCGCCUUGAACAAGUUACAGCUGACACUUGUGUCUCCAAAAGUGACCAGUACACAUGCAUUUGGUACUGAAUGCGGAAAUAACCGGUUACUACCGCUUUUCCAAGUUCCUGCAUGUUUUGCGAAAUGGAUAUACACUGACAGUGAAAUUGUUGCUUUAACUUCAACUCCUAGAAGUACAGACACAAGCAAUGAUUUAUACCAGGCGACCUCGGAAAACCCUGGCAGCAGACUGACUUACUUCAGAUCCCACAGGUUGUCCCCUUCAUUAAGAACAAAUAAAAACAUUUCAAUUACAUCACUAACAUUUUCCCACAAAAUAAACCCCCACCAAGUCUUAUGCAGGUAUGACUUAACUGGCAAGUGCAAUGACAAAAAAUGUAAAGCGCAACACUGGGCAGACAUAGUGCCAACAGCAAACGAAAUAUAUCUUGACCUGCUUUCCUACUGCCCAAGCUUGCUCAAAAAAUCGGAUGGCAGCAGUGUUUCCAGCUCUGAUUCUCGUGAAGUUUUACUUAAGGCUGCAGAAGACUCUGUACAUCGCUUAUGUGGAUCGGAGAUCUCUGUUUCCGGUCGUCCGAUCAUGAGCACGGAGGAGACGAGCAUCCUUCUCAUCAGCAUCAUCAACCGUGCUCUUGGGAGCAAGCAACCCCACACAAUUACAUUCAACCGGCGUAGCAGCCAGCUGUGGCAGAUUUCUAAUAAUAUGAAUAAAGAAGAAAGUGACAUUUCUCCUUUUUCCUGGAACGAUUUAAACACAGAAAUUUGGAUCCCCGAGUCAGAAAACACUGAGUUAAGAUAUUUUGACCAAGAAGAUGCAAAAAAUGAAAUCGAAAAUUUAAAAAGUUUGCUCAACUCUGAACCAAAUGACGACGAAGUUAGAAUCCAGUUAUCUGAGCUUUAUUAUACUGAAUAUAAGUUGUCGAAACAAAGCAAUAUGCACAGCCUUGACAUGGCCUUACACACUUUGUGUCUCGGAAUCGAGUUAAAUGAGCACUCGGAGGCGCUAUGGAGUUCCUAUCUUCCGUUGCUAUUCACACACAACCAACAGAGCAAUGGCAGCUUGGACAAUGUACUUGAGAUGAUGGAGCAAGUUAUGAUAAUACUUCCACUCUCAAAGCCUGUGUGGAGUCAGAUACUGAAGUGGAAUUGGUCAUACCAGAAACUAGACGCACUUUAUCAACAGCUCAUUGGAAAUCUAAUAAAACGUGAAACUGUUUGGAAAGAUAAAGAGAACCAAAACUCUGAGAAUUUUUCUUUUUAUUCCUGUUGGUUGAUGGUGACUGUUGUUGAGAGAUGCCAUGCGGCUUUGCUUAGUCAAGGACCUUUAGAAGCUAAGAAAUCGUUCAUGCUCACACUUAAAGAACUUUCUGAAAUGAGGUCUAAUUCAUCUGAACAAGUUUUCCCAAUAUCCAGUGUCCAUUUAAGCAAGCUAUGGCUUGUUUAUAUUUACCUGACUGAAUAUGGAAAUCUGCCAAGCUCAAUAUAUGAUGACAGUUUAAGUGAUAUAAGAUAUGGGAUUAUUCUGUCUGAACGUGAAGUCAUUUUAAAUUUCCCAAGUGCAAGGAAAUUGAACCAAAAACCAGAGAAACUUCGAGCACAGUUUAAAGCGGCACUGUUGGCUUGUACUGACCCUUCAGAAAGUGCUUGGGUCAAUGCAACACACUGUAUGCAACUAUAUAAGUCUCUAUUGGAGCUAGAGACAUCACUGAAGAGAUGGCCUGCUAUUAAUACUAUGUGCAGACGAUUAAUUGAAAAUCUUACCAUGACUGAUGGUUCAAAUGAAGCAGAUAUUCCACUGAAGCAAACCAGUGUAGACCAUGUAUGGAUUAUGUGGGCUGAAGCGAUUUUACAAAGCAAGAAUCCUGUUAUGAUAACGCAGACAUUUGAUCGAGCUAUAACAGCAGCACCACAUAAUGCUAAGUUGGCAUUUACUGCAGCUUUGUAUCAACUUAACUCUGAGAGUCGAGAUAUUGAAGCCGCGUUACUGUAUCUGGAAACUUGCUUGGGAUACUAUCUUGAUUUAGAAGACAUGGAUAGCUUACUGGCUUCAGAACUCCACCAACUGUACCGUAACUUGUUAAAACACGAUGCGAUGUUACGACCUAAUGUGGGGGGGUACAAGCCAAGAAGUCUUUCAACUGACCAGUUAGAAUUACACAAGGGUUAUUUCUGGUUAUCUUACUGCAUGUUGACUGACCUGGUAAUAAACGAACAACUCUGUGCACCAGAGAAGCCAAUCAAACAAUGCAAUAUAUUUGAUCUCUAUGAAGCAGCGUUACAUGACGUGAUCGACCUAGAACAUAAAAAAGAAAUUUGGAUCAGGUACCUCCUCCAUUUUCGAUCCCAACCUCCAUCAUUAUGCUCCUCAUCAUCUGAUCGUCCGGACCCACCGCUUCGUUUCCAGUGGUUGAAACGCCUCAUGGCCCUCGUCAAGCGUUGCCUUUUUUCUGUCCCAUGCAAAGCAAAACUCUCCCACAAUGCAUUGCAGUCAGAAAAUCGGACAGUUACGUAUUUUACCGAUUAUUCGUUCCAUAACCAAGUUGCAUCUAUUUUCCUUGGCUGCUUUCCACCCCAGCAGUUGUCUGUUGCAUUAACUAUUCUAACUGAUGUGAUGCCAACAAAUAUCCCGCUUGUACUGCGAUCAGCAGAAGAGUUACUACGCACUGAAGACCACAGCUCAAUACUUUCUCUUACAUGGGGCCUUACUACUGGAGCAAGAUCUGGGAUUUGUUAUAACCCUACUGUAUGGAAGAUAACUACUGCUGCAUUGGUGGGCAUGGGGAAAUACAAAAAGGCACUCCAAGUCUACCAGAGAUCACUUCUCGCUCUGAAGCACUGCAAGGCUCUUUGGCGUGACGUUGCAGCAGUGGCUAUGGUUCUACAAAACCAUACGCUUUUGAACGAAAUCGACCACGCGUCGGUCUGUAAGCUUGAACAAGGCGUUCUGGAUCUACUCAAAAAUGAACUUGCAAAGACGUGAUACCUUAAAACGCGGGAAUCAAGCAGAAAACGGUCGAUGUACUCUACCUCAAGAAUAUCAAUUCCUGUUUGAUUCACUCCCAGAUCAAGUCCGUCUCUUUAUUCAACGUGCCUUUAUGUUUCUGUUACGUCUGCGGAUCUUCGAAUGCAGUUAUUUUUUAAGAAAAUUGUGUUUCCGUACUGGGACAAGUAGGCUCUCCAUUCCAAUUCUCGUCGGCUUUGAGUCUUACUCUACUGGAAGUCGAUUAUAACCAAGGUGUUUUAGUAUUUCGGCCACUGUUGCCCGAUUUUGCAAAGUCCAGCCUAGAAGAAAGAAGAUUAAAUCAGUUAAAACCUACCAGCCUACUUUUUCAGCUGUCUUCUCUUUACGUUUUCCUGUCCAGCUUUUAUACACGCCUUCUUUGUCCCACACCUCUGUUGUUAUGCGUACCCCUCGUUCCUAACUUUUAUGUAUUUGUUCUGUAUAAAGCUCAGUGCCACGGACCGUCCCUCAGUUUGGUUGGUUCGAUUAUAUUUGUGUGUUUUCAGCUGGUUUGUAUAGCUGAAGAAAUAAACACAACCACAAAUGA